AUGCUCUGUCCCUGUGCCCCGGAGCUGCCCUGGUCCUUUGCCAGCCCCCUCGUCUAUCCACAGGAGACACUGAUGGGGAAGUACGGGGAGGAGGCGAAGCUCAUCUACGAGCUGCAGGACCAGGGAGGGGAGCUGCUGGCCCUGCGCUAUGACCUGACUGUGCCCUUCGCUCGCUAUUUGGCGAUGAACAAGAUCACCAACAUUAAGCGGUACCACAUCGCUAAGGUCUACAGGCGGGACAACCCGGCCAUGACAAGGGGCCGCUACAGGGAGUUCUACCAGUGCGAUUUUGACAUCGCCGGGCAAUUUGACCCAAUGAUUCCCGAUGCCGAGUGCCUGAAGAUUGUGCAUGAGAUCCUGAGUGACCUGCAGCUCGGAGACUUUCUUAUUAAGGUCAAUGACCGACGGAUUUUGAAUGGUGUGUUUGCUGUCUGCGGCAUCCCAGAGAGCAAGUUCAUAACUACAUGCUCUACCAUAGACAAGCUGGACAAGCUGCCAUGGGAAGAAGUGAAGAAUGAGAUGGUAGGAGAGGAGGGGCUCUCUCCCGAGGCUGCAGAUCGCAUUGGGGAGUACGUCCAGCUUCAUGGUGAGCACUGUGGGGUCGAGCCCUUGGCCUCAUUCCUCCAGGCCGGGCAGGCAGGGCCAGUGACACAGGGGUGCAAGCAGGAGAACGCCCAGGGGGAGGAGCCAGUCAGCGUUGGGAGCGUGGCUGGAGGCGGUCGCUACGACGGGCUGGUGGGGAUGUUUGAUCCCAAAGGACGGAAGGUGCCCUGCGUGGGGGUCAGCAUUGGGAUCGAGCGGAUCUUCUCCAUCCUGGAGCAGAGAGUGAAGGCUUCUGGGGAGAAAAUUCGAACGACUGAGACACAAGUGCUGGUGGCUACACCUCAGAAACACUUAGUCGCUGCGAGACUGAAGCUCAUUUCCGAGCUGUGGGACGCAGGGAUCAAGGCAGAGAUGCUGUACAAGAAGGACCCUAAACUGCUGAAGCAGCUGCAGUAUUGCGAGGACACGGGGAUCCCCCUUGCUGCCAUUGUAGGAGAGCAAGAGCUGACAGAUGGUGUCGUCAAGCUGCGAGAUGUUGCAACAAGAGAGGAGGUUGAUAUCCCAAGAGAAAAGCUGCUUGAAGAGAUCAGAAGGCGGCUGGAGCCCUAG
This is a messenger RNA of Charadrius vociferus (killdeer), 1152 nucleotides long. Its product is annotated as histidine--tRNA ligase, cytoplasmic-like. Lineage: Eukaryota; Metazoa; Chordata; Aves; Charadriiformes; Charadriidae. Gene Ontology annotation, molecular function: identical protein binding. The transcript has 9 exons. Gene Ontology annotation, biological process: mitochondrial translation. The record is from RefSeq and is a predicted model, not a curated record. Gene Ontology annotation, cellular component: cytoplasm; mitochondrion. The coding region runs from base 1 to 1152 and encodes 383 amino acids.